This is a messenger RNA of Puccinia triticina, 384 nucleotides long. RefSeq lists its product as uncharacterized. Gene Ontology annotation, cellular component: kinesin complex; microtubule. Bases 1 to 384 code for a protein of 127 amino acids. Gene Ontology annotation, molecular function: ATP binding; microtubule motor activity; microtubule binding. The transcript has 3 exons. Gene Ontology annotation, biological process: microtubule-based movement; cytoskeleton-dependent intracellular transport. The record is from RefSeq and is a predicted model, not a curated record. NCBI's taxonomy places the organism in Eukaryota, Fungi, Basidiomycota, Pucciniomycetes, Pucciniales, Pucciniaceae.
AUGGUCAAACUGUGUGUCCGUGAUCUGCUGAACCCAAAGAACAAGGGCAACCUUAGAGUCCAAGAGCAACCCAGCUUAGGUCCCUACGUCGAAGAUCUAUCAAAGCUGGCAGUCCAAUCUUACAGCGAUGUUGAGACGUUAAUGGAUGAGGGCAACAAAGCCCAAACGGUUGCGGCGACAAACAUGAACAAAACGUCAUCCCAUGCGACGACCGGUAUGGAGGGCGAGAAAGUCUCAAGAAUCAGUUUGGUCAAUCUUGCUGGCUUGGAGCGGGCUAACAGUACUGGUGCUACCGGUGUGAGACUCAAGGAGGGUGCUCAGAUCAACAAAUCUCUCACCACACUUGGAAAGGUCAUCUCAGCCCUUGCUACUGCUGGAGCUUAA